AUGGGUGCUACGAUGCUUGAUGCUGGCUUGGCGGGAACGGGAAUGGGAAUGGGAAUUCCUCGCAGCGCAAGCAGCGGGAAUCUGGCGCGAAUGGGGCAGAGAGGUGGAGGGAUGGGGGGAGUCACCACCCCCACCAUGGGCACUACUACGAUGCUCGGUGCUGGCAUGGCCAGAACGGGAAUGCCUCGCAGCGCGAGCAGCGGAAAUCUGGUGGGAAUGCGGCAGAGUGGUGUGGGCAUGAGCGGUGCGGGAAUGGGGUUGACCCCCCCCACCAUGGAUGCUACGAUGCUCGAUGCUGGCAUGGCGAGACCAGGAAUUCCUCGCAGCGCGAGCAGCGGGAAUCUGGCGGGGAACAUGGGCGGCAGCAUGGGCGGCAUGGGCGGCAGUAGAUUCACUCCCACCAUGGGCACGGUGCUUGGGAGCCCCAGGGUCCCUCGAAGCGCCAGCAGUGGGAAUCUGAGCGGCAUGGGCGGGAGUGGUGGUGGGAAUAACGGCAUGAGCGGGAAUAGCGUGGGGGCUGGGAGAAGCGGGGGAUUAAGGCGGAGUGGAGUGGGAUUGGGGUCAGGUGGUGUGGGAAUGUGGUUGACUGGUCCAAACACAGGAUGGGGAGGGGGAAGAGGGAGAAGCAGGAGUGCAGCAGCAGCAGCAGCAGCAGCAGCAGCAGCAGCAGCAGCAGCAGCAGCAGCAGCAGCAGCAGCAGCAGCAGCAGCAGCAGCAGCAGCAGCAGCAGCAGCAGCAGCAGCAGCAGCAGCAGCAGCAGCAGCAGCAGCAGCAGCAGCAGCAGCAGCAGCAGCAGCAGCAGCAGCAGCAGCAGCAGCAGCAGCAGCAGCAGCAGCAGCAGCAGCAGCAGCAGCAGCAGCAGCAGCAGCAGCAGCAGCAGCAGCAGCAGCAGCAGCAGCAGCAGCAGCAGCAGCAGCAGCAGCAGCAGCAGCAGCAGCAGCAGCAGCAGCAGCAGCAGCAGCAGCAGCAGCAGCAGCAGCAGCAGCAGCAGCAGCAGCAGCAGCAGCAGCAGCAGCAGCAGCAGCAGCAGCAGCAGCAGCAGCAGCAGCAGCAGCAGCAGCAGCAGCAGCAGCAGCAGCAGCAGCAGCAGCAGCAGCAGCAGCAGCAGCAGCAGCAGCAGCAGCAGCAGCAGCAGCAGCAGCAGCAGCAGCAGCAGCAGCAGCAGCAGCAGCAGCAGCAGCAGCAGCAGCAGCAGCAGCAGCAGCAGCAGCAGCAGCAGCAGCAGCAGCAGCAGCAGCAGCAGCAGCAGCAGCAGCAGCAGCAGCAGCAGCAGCAGCAGCAGCAGCAGCAGCAGCAGCAGCAGCAGCAGCAGCAGCAGCAGCAGCAGCAGCAGCAGCAGCAGCAGCAGCAGCAGCAGCAGCAGCAGCAGCAGCAGCAGCAGCAGCAGCAGCAGCAGCAGCAGCAGCAGCAGCAGCAGCAGCAGCAGCAGCAGCAGCAGCAGCAGCAGCAGCAGCAGCAGCAGCAGCAGCAGCAGCAGCAGCAGCAGCAGCAGCAGCAGCAGCAGCAGCAGCAGCAGCAGCAGCAGCAGCAGCAGCAGCAGCAGCAGCAGCAGCAGCAGCAGCAGCAGCAGCAGCAGCAGCAGCAGCAGCAGCAGCAGCAGCAGCAGCAGCAGCAGCAGCAGCAGCAGCAGCAGCAGCAGCAGCAGCAGCAGCAGCAGCAGCAGCAGCAGCAGCAGCAGCAGCAGCAGCAGCAGCAGCAGCAGCAGCAGCAGCAGCAGCAGCAGCAGCAGCAGCAGCAGCAGCAGCAGCAGCAGCAGCAGCAGCAGCAGCAGCAGCAGCAGCAGCAGCAGCAGCAGCAGCAGCAGCAGCAGCAGCAGCAGCAGCAGCAGCAGCAGCAGCAGCAGCAGCAGCAGCAGCAGCAGCAGCAGCAGCAGCAGCAGCAGCAGCAGCAGCAGCAGCAGCAGCAGCAGCAGCAGCAGCAGCAGCAGCAGCAGCAGCAGCAGCAGCAGCAGCAGCAGCAGCAGCAGCAGCAGCAGCAGCAGCAGCAGCAGCAGCAGCAGCAGCAGCAGCAGCAGCAGCAGCAGCAGCAGCAGCAGCAGCAGCAGCAGCAGCAGCAGCAGCAGCAGCAGCAGCAGCAGCAGCAGCAGCAGCAGCAGCAGCAGCAGCAGCAGCAGCAGCAGCAGCAGCAGCAGCAGCAGCAGCAGCAGCAGCAGCAGCAGCAGCAGCAGCAGCAGCAGCAGCAGCAGCAGCUGCUGCAGCUGCAGCUGCAGAAAAGGCAGCCAGUGUGGAGGAAAGAAGAGAGAAGGCAGCAAGGGAGAAGGGAAAUCUGACAAAAAAAGCUGGUGCAGCAGCAGGCGCAGCAGCAGGCGCAGCAGCAGGCGCAGCAGCAGGCGCAGCAGCAGGCGCAGCAGCAGGCGCAGCAGCAGGCGCAGCAGCAGGCGCAGCAGCAGGCGCAGCAGCAACAGCAGGCGCAGCAGCAACAGCAGGCGCAAGCGCGGCACAAGGCAAAGGAGGUGUAACGGGGGCAGGGACAGACGCAGCAGUAGCAACAGCAGCAGGCGAAGCUGCCAGAAAAGAGACUGCAGAAGCAAGCGCAGGAGCCACUGCAGGAGCCGCAGCAGGAGCCACAGCAGGAGCCACUGCAGGAGCCACAGCAGGAGCCACUGCAGGAGCCACUGCAGGAACCACUGCAGGAGCCACUGCAGGGGCCACUGCAGGAACCACUGCAGGAGCCACUGCAGGAGCCACUGCAGGAGCCACUGCAGGAACCACUGCAGGAGCCACUGCAGGAGCCACUGCAGGAACCACUGCAGGAGCCACUGCAGGAGCCACUGCAGGAGCCCGGACGGAAGCAGCAGCACUGCAGCAGCUGACAGCCUCUGUGCUGGGCAGAGGCCUGUCGGAUGUGCGCAAGGUGUAUCAGCUGGGGAAGGAGCUGGGGCGCGGCAACUUCGGGGUGAUUCGCGAGGCGGUUGACUGGGUGUCUGGGGAACGGUUCGCCUGCAAGAGUGUCAACAAGAAACGACUGGAGUGCGUGGAGGACUUAGCGGAUCUGAGAAGGGAGGUGGAGGUGAUGCGAGCGGUGAAGGGCCAUCCCAACAUUGUGUCGCUGGUGGAUACCUAUGAAGAUGACAUGGUGUGCCGCACCCUCGCCGAUGUGCUCCGCUACUGCCACUCCCAGCGCAUCCUCCACCGCGACUUAAAGCCCGAGAACGUGCUCCUCGUCUCCUCCCGCAGCGACACGCGUGUGAAGCUCAUAGACUUUGGCAUGGCCUAUCGCUUCCAAGAAGGAGAACGCUGCACCCAACGUGCCGGCACUCCCAACUACAUCGCCCCGGAAGUCAUCGCGAAGAAUUACGGAACCGAGGCGGAUGUGUGGAGUCUAGGGGUGAUUCUCUAUGUCAUGCUGAGCGCGCUGCCGCCGUUCUGGGGAGAUUCGACGGAGGAGAUUUUCUCGAGUAUUUUGCACGAGCCGUUGGAUCUGGAGACCGAGCCUUGGCCGGACGUGUCUGCCGCGGCAAAGGACUUGGUUCGGCGGAUGCUGUGCCGGAGGUUCGACGAGCGGAUAACCGUCCCGGAGAUACUGAAGCAUCCAUGGAUUAAAGCCUUCACCCUUACAUGA
Closterium sp. Yama58-4 is the source of this 3561-nucleotide messenger RNA. The record is from the annotation of a GenBank genome assembly. Lineage: Eukaryota; Viridiplantae; Streptophyta; Zygnematophyceae; Desmidiales; Closteriaceae.